Penaeus indicus is the source of this 985-nucleotide messenger RNA. RefSeq names its product heme-binding protein 2-like. The transcript is spliced from 6 exons. The record is from RefSeq and is a predicted model, not a curated record. Bases 35 to 631 code for a protein of 198 amino acids. Lineage: Eukaryota; Metazoa; Arthropoda; Malacostraca; Decapoda; Penaeidae.
CUCGCACCGACCGACUUGCCGUCCUCAGUCCACCAUGAAGCUCUCCUUCGUCGUCGCCUGCCUCGUGUGCGCGCAGCUGGCCCGGGCGCAGUACGAGGAGGAGGCAAGUGAGAUUGCGCCGUACAAUGUCACCAGGGAGGGCGAUGGCUACGAAGUGCGCGCGUACCCCGCGGCCAAGUGGGUCUGCCACAGCCAGGUCCAGCAGGCGGCCAGCAGGCGCAAGGACACGCGCGCCUUCUUCGCCCUCUUCCGCUACAUCGACGGCGGCAACGAAGCAGAGGCUAAUAUCCCGAUGACCGCGCCCGUCAGCAUGAAGAAGACGCCCAUCGACGACAAAGUUGACGCCCAGAUGUGCUUCUACCUGCCCGCCGCCCACCAGGCCAGCCCGCCAGCGCCCACUAACGCUGAACUGUACAUCGAGGAGCGCCCCGCCUUCACCGCCUUCGUCAGGACCUUCGGCGGCUUCGCGAACAAGGAGCGCGUUUGGGAGGAGGCUUCGGAGGCCCUUAAGGUCGACCUCGAGGCAGCGCAGGAGGACGGAGUCGACUUCUCCUUCUUCUACAGGGCUGGCUAUGACUCUCCGAUGAAAUUAGAAAACCGGCGGAAUGAGGUUUGGUAUCUGAAGAAUUAAAAAUGUAAUGAAGCAGCCUUCAUCUCCACUACUGUUAGAGUCACGUUAAUCGUUGUCAUACAUAAAGACAGACGCAUACUGAAUGGUAACGUGUUAAAAGGAUUUGUUUACCUUUUUCGCCAUCCUUUCUGUAUGUAAAUGCUAAGAUGUUGCUAAGGAAUCGCUGAUGUUUUUAGUAUCUAUCUCUUCUGAAAUUGUGAUUAAUAAGAAAUAUUUAAACCUAUUGCAAAAACGGUGCUGAUUAUUAUUGUUAUAUUUGUUCCUGUUACUUCUUUAGCAUCAUUACCAGUCAUCUUUUGUUAUAGAUGUAUUUACAUGUAUAAUAGAUGUUUAAUAAAUACGUGUAAUUCUUCU